AGGUGUUUCUCAAUGGCUCAACCCAAUGCAAAUAAUGAAAAGUCUUGGGGCGAUACUGAUGAAAGCACUUAUAAAUACAUCGAAGGUCUAGUGAAGAAACACGGAGUCGGAAAGAAGCUGUACGAUGAAAUGAAAGUUGAACGGGACAAGUGGAGAAAAGAGGCGAUCAACAUAGCCUUCAUUGGCCAAGCCAGACAGGGAAAGUCAUCGCUCAUUAAUGCCAAUAUCGGAAGAAAGGUAGCCAAGGUUCGCGCUACUGGAGUUUGUACCACAGAUAUUAGAUCUUUUGCUCAUCCCAAGAACCCUAAUAUUAUCAUGUGGGAUGUACCAGGCGUUGACGCGGUCAAGUUCCCACGUGACCAAUAUUUCGACAAAAUUGGCUACAAUGUCAACAAUUACGACUUCUUUCUGAUUGUGACGAAAGAUAUUUUCAGCUCGGACGCUAAAUAUGUUGCGGAUUUGGUACAGGAAAAUAACAAGAGGUUUUACCUUGUGAGGACGCAUAUUGAUGAUACCAUCGAGAAACAACUGGACGACAAAGAUGACGAUGAGUUUUUGAGCGAAGAAGAUAUAGUUGCGGAUGUGCGUAAAAAUAUUCAAGAGGAGUUGGAAACGUUUGCAUUUGACACAAACAAGUUCAAAGUGUAUCUCGUGAACAACAAAAACUCUCUUGAGUUUGAUUUUCCGAAGCUUAAAGAAGAUAUUUGUCGAGACAGUGUUUCUGAGCUUCAACAAGAGGCUUUACUGUUGACUAUUGGUGGAUACGGUCGCCAAAUGAUUGAUCUGAAAUAUAGUUUGUUCAAGAAACGUCUGACGAAAGCAGCUCUUGCUUCGGCCGCCGGUGGCGCAGUUCCAAUUCCAGGUGUCAGUGCGACCGUUGACAUUGGCAUCCUUAUUGAAGAAACUUUAACGUAUUUUGAGGGGUUUGGAUUGAGCAAAGAGUCGAUUGAAAGUCUGGAAGAGUUGAACGAGGUUCCAAAUGGGACCAUCGAAAUUGCGCUGACGAAUAAAUUAUACAAUGAGUACCGUCUGUUGUAUGUCAUUCGAGAGGGUGCUCCCAGAGCAUUGUCUUCGUGGGACUCUGUGAAAAGUGCAGCCUUGUCAAUUGCAUCCACUUCCGGUCGGUACAUUCUGUCCCAACUAUCUCUGGUCGCAACUUCCGAAACAGUUGAAACAGGUGCUAAGUGGCUUUUGCCAAUUGUGGGUUCAGUGGUGGCGGCUGGAAUAUCGUAUUUAGUGACGUCGUAUCAGCUCGGGUGCUUUUUGGACCAGUUGAAGAUAAUCGCCGAGUUCGCCAACUCGUAUCUCUCGGAUGUUGAGAGGCACAGAAUAACAGCUUUUGAAGCCAAUUCAGACGAAGAUUAAAGUACAUUGGUGAACAUCUUUUAAAUUAUUUCCCUAUAGUAGUCGUAAAGCUUCCAUACAGUAGUCGUAAAGCUUCCCUUAUUUCCUUAUAGAAGUCCUGAAAUCAGGUUCGUCAAUCAUCUCCACGAUUACUUGGACUAAAAACUCAUUUAUAUUUUUAAAUCGAUAUAAUUAGUUAGCUUGCUGUUGUUUAUAUUUUUCAGCGAGAAAAGAAAUCUAUCGCUGAUUCAAUGGGUGCUAUAAAUUUAAAUCUGAUAUCUUUAGAGUUAACUCGAAGUUUAUCAAUUUGGGUUUGUCAGCGCUGCUAUUAGAUAUCUGCUAUUGAUUGUCAGAUGAAAUCUUCAGAGGUAACCAGAAACUUUUUUUACUCACGCUAGCUUGAGAGCGUUGUGUUAUUAUAUCACGAUUUCUUUUCUUCCGAUCCAACUCGCGAGUAAAAGUGUUCAUUUUGGUGGCUUUUUAAUCCAUUGUAUUAGCAGUUUAAUAGCAUCUGUUCUCCGCUUUCUCAGUUUCUAGUGGUUAGUGGCUUGGAUCCUUCAGAGUCAGUUGCACAGUUGGGUAGAGCUGUGUACCUGGAAGUCGGAGGCUUGCAGUUCGAUUCCCAUAGAGGUAAAUGAUUUUUCAAAUUUCAAUAGUGUGUACGAUUGCGCUUUUUGUGUAAUUAUGACGGGAGGGUGCGGAAAGAUUCAGAAUUUGGAAAUAUUUUCACGACAACUAUUUUUUAAACACCGCAACGGGAGUUUCUCCAAUUUUUGUAGGCUUAGUUGCAGUUCAAUAAAUGUUUGUGAAGAGUUAUUUGAUACCGGUGAUAGUGUUUUGAGACUUAAUGUUGAGACUUCGUCAGUAUUUUUUCCGAGGCCAAAUUAAGUCUGUCUGUCUGUAUACCUGCUUUUUAAAUUAAUUUGAUUAUGUCUGUCUACCCGUCGCCUAUUUUUUUUUCAUCUAUUAUCUAUCUAUUAUAUAUUUAAAUGCGGGCUUCACUAUCUCGCCAAGUUUAAGCUUUUUCAACGUAUUAGUUUUGCAUGUGUUGCAACCCCCAGGGUACUCUGAAAGGGGUUGGGAAUCUUGCAUCAACUUCUCACUUCUCAAAUCCUUGUAGUUUUCGAGAUAUUGAAAACUACAAGGAAGUUGAAGAUCUCAAUCCUGUUGUUGGAUAUUGUGAGGGUACUCUGUGAUUUUUUUUUGGAUUUUUUCAAAACUUUUCAGAAAAAUUAGAUAUAAAAAAUUUCACAAAACUUGAAAUUAGCAUCUGUGUAGUGAGGCUCUCUCAGGGUACUCUCAGGAGUUAAGAAUUUCGCCGCCAAAUGUGACUGCUCAAAUCCUGGUACUUUUCGAGAUAUGACGUUUUUUAUGAUUUUCUCCGAAGUUUUCUAAAAAACUUAAAUGCUAAAAAAUUCCAAAACUUUGAAGAUCUCAAUCCUGUUAUUGGAAUUUGUGAGGGUAAUCUCAGGGGAUGCGAAUCUUGCCUCUGAAUUAGGCUGCUCAAAUUUUUGUAGUUUUCGAGAUAUGAUGUUUUUUUAGGUUUUUUUUUUGAAAUUUUAAAAAUUUCGCAAAAAUUGAAAUUCCCAUCUCUGUAGUGAGGCUCUGUCUGGGUACUCUCAGGAGUUAGAAAUUUGAAAGUUCGAAAUUUUUAACCUGUAGUUUUGGGGGGGGGGGGCUGUCAGAGUAAUCUCAGUGGUCGCAAUAUUGACCUCCAAUUAAGAAUGCCCAAAUCAUUUUUGUAUAAGUUUUCGGAAAUCUCAAAUUACAAAAUAAUUUAUUAAAGUGAACUUCCCAACCCUGUAGUUGUGUACUUUCAAAGAUUGCGAUUAUUGCCAUCAAUGAAGAUUGCUUAAAUUUUGGUAGUUUUCGGGGUACUUCUUUUACAAAACUUAAGGUGAAGUUUCAAAAUUUUAAUUUCCCAACAUUGUAGUUUGGUACUUAAGAGUACUCUCAGGAGUUGCAAAUCUUGCUUUCAACUGCUCAAUUGCUUUCAGUUUCGCAGAUGUGACGUUUUUUAUUUCAUUUUAAGUUUUUCGAAGAACUUGCAUAAAACUUACAAAAUUUUAUGGUUCUUCAAAAUUUGUAUAAAAAACUUGAAUAAAAAAUUUUGCAAAAUUUUUAAUUACGAACCCUGUAAUUGGGUUCUGUCAGAGUACACUCGAAGAAAAGUUUUUUUUUGAGUUGUUGAAAAUUCGAAGCACCGGAGGUGCGGUACACGCUAGUAAUCAUAAAAUUUUACAAGACAGUUCAUUUUUCGAGGUGUUGAAGCCGCAUUGAUUUUUGACGCUUAUAUGCGCCCAGCUACGUGUACUAAGUUCAGCUAGAGUUUUAGCAUUCUAACUGUUCAAUGUGGUCGCUUUUUACGCAAGCUGAUUGGUUCCUAGAAAAAGUGUUGAUUGUGAAAGUAAAUUGAAUUUCCGGUUUAAAAGGCAUCAUAUAACUGCUUCUCGAAAUUCGUACUUGUAAGUUGUUCCCACAAAAGCACGAGUUUGAACCAAUCGGUGCCCCAACUUCUGUGUUGUGAGAAAGCAAUAACUUUUUGUGCGUUUUGUGUAAAUAUUGCAUUUUGAUUUGCUAGGAGAAAUUUUUCCUUAAAGCUUGAAAGUUCCUACAAGUAACUUUUGCGACUUGAAAACGGGUUGGAAUUUCUUGAAAAAAUUUCUUGAAAAAAUCGAAAUUUUGAUUUAGUUUUUUUUUCUAUCAAUUUUUAAAAAAUAAAUCCGUUUUUGUAAAGCUUAACCGAGUUCAAUUUUUUGUAUAUCAAGCGUAUGCCUAAACAUUUAUAAUGCAUAUACAUUUUAUUCAUGUCUGUAUUUUCAUGCGAUUAUGUUCGAUUAGCUAAUGUCUGAGGAUUUGCGGAUUUUUUUUCAGAGCUAGGAAAUUAAUGAUAGGCAGUAGGGAUUGGGAUCGACUAAGACAGGUUUUUGUUUGAGACACAUGCAUCUUCAAAUGCAUGAGAUAUAACUUUUUUUCGCUACUAAGCAUUGGCCUCUGUUUAAUUGUUUGGAAAGGCGCACCUGCAUGUUAAAGAGAGUUGGAGACAGUUUGCUUCUUUCUCGUUUUUGGUUACCAAGUUUUAUCGGAGAGUUUUCACGGGUAUUAUUUUCAGCCACUAGUAAAAACCUACAGUACUGGAGUGAGCACGCUGAGAAAUUGAUGUUUUUUUUCUACCUCAUUUAACAAAUUGAAAAUUUUUGGACCAAGUGGCCUGGAUUGAACUCAAAUAGAUACAAACUGAACCCAAACAUGACCUAAUUCCCUGCUUUUAUUUUUAAGAAAUUAUUCGAUCUACGUCAAGAGCCUUAGUGUGUACGAAUAUGUGCUUUCACUGCUUUAUUUCACCUUUAAUAAAGUGCACUUAAACUAAAUGAGACAGUUUUUAACGAAAAUGUGUCCUGAUCUUUCGGAAUUGCCUUUUCUGAGUGUAAUAUUCAUUGAAAGCCCAGUCAUUUGUCUCAGCCACAAGUACUUGUGGAAAAAACUCAUUUUAAAAAUUCAAUAACUAGUUUCUUUAAUUGCUGUCCAUUAUUUGCUCAAAAUUAUUCGGAAGUUUUUAAAAGAUACUAAUUAUUUAAUUCAAAAUAUAUCUAUUAAA
Messenger RNA from Symsagittifera roscoffensis, 4942 nucleotides. RefSeq names its product interferon-inducible GTPase 5-like. The transcript has 2 exons. The record is from RefSeq and is a predicted model, not a curated record. Gene Ontology annotation, molecular function: GTP binding. The coding region runs from base 13 to 1365 and encodes 450 amino acids. NCBI's taxonomy places the organism in Eukaryota, Metazoa, Xenacoelomorpha, Acoela, Convolutidae. Gene Ontology annotation, cellular component: membrane.